This is a messenger RNA of Triticum aestivum (bread wheat), 908 nucleotides long. RefSeq lists its product as uncharacterized. The coding region runs from base 25 to 798 and encodes 257 amino acids. NCBI's taxonomy places the organism in Eukaryota, Viridiplantae, Streptophyta, Magnoliopsida, Poales, Poaceae. The transcript is spliced from 5 exons. The record is from RefSeq and is a predicted model, not a curated record.
UCGAAAACAUUGGUCACUAUAACCAUGGCGUUAAGUUCGGCGACCGUGGCCUCGUCGCUCCGCCUCUGCCCGGCAGGCGCUCUCGUCUCCCCCAGUACCACGCGGAGCCGCCGCUCCUGCGCCCCCACCCUCCGGUUCACCAAUCGCCAGCGAGGUGCUGUGCUGAGGCUGUGCAGCGCACGCCCUAGCGCUCCGGCCCUGAGCCGGUGGUGGGCCACGGAGCUCACCCCGGAGGAGCUCCCCACGGAGGAGACCGACGCGCCGACCACCGGGCACGGCCAGGAGGAGCUUGAGGCCAUAUGGAACGCCCUCGUCGCCGAGCCCCUCCGCCCCGUCCUGCUCGCCCUGGGCGAGAUCAGGGACCGCAGCCACUUCUUCCGCUGCCGCAGCUACCACGCCGGGAUCGUCGCUGGCCCAUUGUUGAUGAUUGCUGGUUUCUGCCAGCUCGCUAGAUUAGCACCAACGCUGUUCGUGGAUAUGAUUCUUGGAUAUAUAUUCUACAAGUUAAGUGUUUUAGCAGCACAACUGAAAAGAAAUGGGAAGGCAAACCACAUGUGUGCUCGGAUGCAGCUCGCAAUGUCACUUAUUCUGUUGUACAAGGAUAACAGCGCUUUUUCGGGUGUUUACCGGCUCGUCACGAAAAUUAUUUGGCUCAUUUUGGUUGAAGUGUACUUUGGAGCUGUAUACUAUGAGAUUGCAGGCGAUAAAGAUCCGAGACGCCAUCUGCUAGGAAUGUACAAGAUAGUAAAAACUAAAGGUGGCUUGAUGCGGGUGAUCAGGAAUUUGAUGGAAGAAUAGCGUUCUGGCAUUCAGAGGCAUCAUACUUGUUCUAAGCAUAUGGACAAAAUUCAUAUGUAGUUUUGUACAGAAUUUGAUGGAAGUAAAGGAAGACCUCUGAGACCUCCUUG